GCUUCCAAGGUCCAACCUACUUGGUUGAAAUCCGACACUGACAGAGAGUCCCUGGGAGCUGCUGCGGUUCGCUCAAGCGGGAACCAGGAAAUGCGCAAAGCUCUUUAUGUCUGAAAACCAGCUGGCCUCCCUGGGAGACACAUCCGCCAUGGGGAACAGGCUGUGCUGUGGGGGAAGCUGGAGCUGCCCAUCAACCUUCCAGAAGAAAAACAAAACAGAGAGCCAAGCAAGACCCACAUUGAGCAUACUGAAGCAGCAACAGCUACUACAGAAUGGCACAAAGGGCUAUGAAACAACAGCACCAAUGUAUGAGCAAGUGUUACAGCCGCCUGUAUCUCAAGAGAAAAGCUCAGACUCCACACCGGAGGAGAACAACUUGCAUUACGCCGACAUUCAUGUGCUCAGCCAAAUGCAGCCAUCCUCUCGGAAGAAGGUGAAACACCUGCACUCGGAAGCUGCUACCGAGUACGCCACCCUUCGCUUCCCCCAGGUCACACCUCGUUAUGACCGCAACAGUGGAACCCUGGUGUGAGACAUUGGGAGGAAGCGCCGGGUUCCGUGACGCUACUAUCCUGUGAGAACAAUCUACUGUGUUUGAGAAGAGGGAUGGUGACCACGUGGUAAUCCAAAGGAACACCAGAACAUCGGGAGUUGAGUCCCCCUACUCUCUCCACUAUGACUCUUUUGGUUUGCCACUGUUAACAUCAUGGAGUUAUGGGUGAGCUGAA
Messenger RNA from Psammomys obesus (fat sand rat), 728 nucleotides. It is a transcript of the gene CUNH11orf52, whose product is annotated as chromosome unknown C11orf52 homolog. Lineage: Eukaryota; Metazoa; Chordata; Mammalia; Rodentia; Muridae. The transcript is spliced from 4 exons. The record is from RefSeq and is a predicted model, not a curated record. Bases 107 to 532 code for a protein of 141 amino acids. Gene Ontology annotation, cellular component: extracellular exosome.